AUGGAAGAUGAAAGACAGAUGGAGGCUUCAUCAGCUUCAAUAAGUUGUAUAACUUGUCUUCCGCGAGAGAUAGUUGUCAAAAUUCUGAGUGGUCUACCUGCAAAAUGUGCAGUACGAUUCAGGUGCAGUUGUAAAUUCUUUUAUUCUUACAUACCGGAGCCACGCUUCGCGUUCACAAUCCGCUUCGUAUUACAAAACAAUAAUGAAUAUCCCGCACCAUCAAGAUUAUACUCCGUGAGUUACAGUGAAGACGACGAGAGUGUCCAAAAAUUAGAUGCACGAGGUUUAGUAUGGUCGAGCGGUUCGAGUUGGAGUUGUGCCCCCGAUGGGAAGAUGUGUCUGCUCCGUAUGGGAUUAUUCGGCGGUCUCUUCGACAUUAGUACAGGACGACGUAUUUAUCUGCCGCCCAACUACCCUGCGAUGUAUUUCAGCAUCUCUAAUGGUAACAUUAUUGGUAAUGGCGAUUUUGUUUUAACACGACGUCCACAGAACAGCAGCAUCGGUAUGUGCCCUUUUGCCGUUUUGGGGUUUGACUCGAUUUCGAAAAGGUACAAGGUUUUCGCGUCAUUGGUGUUUUAUAAUGGCGAGGGGGUGUUUUUGAAUCGGCAGUGGGUUUUAACUCUGGAAGUGGAUGAGUCAUGGAGGGAGAUAAGAUCCACUAUUAUCACUCGGUGGAUCGAUGCUGCCCUCCACAUUUAUGGGAUUAUCUAUUUCAUACCUAACAUUACUGAACAAGAAUCAUCAUCAAAGAUAGUUGCUAUGGAUGUUGCGAGGGAGAAGGUUAUCAGGUUCAUACCGUUUCCAUCUGGAUAUGAUGAUCAGUCCCGGCAACGGGCCCAAGGGUGGGUGCCAUGGAUAAAAUUGAAUGGUCGCCUAGCCUUCAUUGACAUUAUUACUAAUAUUCUUACAAGAGAAAGAGAAGAUGAUGACCCUCACCCUGACCCUGCAAAGAGCAAGAUAGAGAUAUGGACGUUGGAGAUCAGAUCAAUGGAGGAGGAGGAUGGAGAUCAGAUCAAUAGAGGAGGAGGAGUGGGAGAAGCAGACGGUCCUUCUUCCAUUGAAGGAGAGUGA
This is a messenger RNA of Ipomoea triloba (trilobed morning glory), 1071 nucleotides long. RefSeq lists its product as uncharacterized. Gene Ontology annotation, molecular function: protein binding. The record is from RefSeq and is a predicted model, not a curated record. Bases 1 to 1071 code for a protein of 356 amino acids. NCBI's taxonomy places the organism in Eukaryota, Viridiplantae, Streptophyta, Magnoliopsida, Solanales, Convolvulaceae. The transcript has a single exon.